This is a messenger RNA of Cucumis sativus (cucumber), 1122 nucleotides long. RefSeq names its product transcription termination factor MTERF9, chloroplastic-like. The transcript has a single exon. The record is from RefSeq and is a predicted model, not a curated record. Gene Ontology annotation, biological process: regulation of DNA-templated transcription; chloroplast organization. Gene Ontology annotation, cellular component: chloroplast. NCBI's taxonomy places the organism in Eukaryota, Viridiplantae, Streptophyta, Magnoliopsida, Cucurbitales, Cucurbitaceae. Gene Ontology annotation, molecular function: double-stranded DNA binding. The coding region runs from base 1 to 1122 and encodes 373 amino acids.
AUGUCCAAAAUUUCCUCCUCUUUUUUUCUACAUUUCAUCCAUAAACGUUUUCUCAAUACCAUUUCUACUUCUACAUUGCCUUCACCCUCUGUUUCUACCAUCCAAUUCCUCCAAAAUUCAUGUGCCCUUUCUUCUGGAUCUCCUACCUCCACCGGUCGAAAGCUCCAAUUCGAUGAAAAACACCUCCAGCAGUACGAAGCCAUUAUCGGUUUCUUCAAGUCACAUGGAUUCGAGAAUUCACAGAUCGCCAAGUUGGUCUCUAGGAAACCUCAGAUUCUUCACUGCAAAGUACCCAACAAUCUGAAGCCUAAAGUUGAGUUCCUCCAGGAAAUCGGAUUUAUCGGUCCUUUACUUCCUAAGCUAAUUAUAACAAACCCUUCAAUUCUUCUCUGUAGCUUAGAUUCUCACUUGAAACCAUCAUUUUGUCUCAUAAAGGAAAUGCUUGAAUCUGAUGAACAAGUAACUGCUGCUAUUUGUCGUUCUUCGUGGCUUCUAACUUUUGAUUCUAAGGGUAUUAUAAAACCUAAUUGUGAUGUUUUGGUCAGUGAAGGAGUACCUUCUAGGAAUAUAGCGAAGUUGAUUCAAGUGCAGCCUAGAGCUGUUAUGCAAAAGGUUGAUAGAUUUAUUCAAGUUGUGCAAACGGUUAAAGAAUUGGGCAUUGAACCAAAGGCUCGUUUGUUUAUUCAUGCACUUAGAGUAAGGAGUUCAUUGAGUGAUUCAAAUUGGAAGAAGAAAAUAAAUGUUUUGAAGAGUUUAGGAUUGUCUGAGAAGGAGAUUCUUACAGCAUUUAAGAAAGAACCAAAAUAUUUAGCUUGUUCAGAGGAGAAAAUAAGGGAUGUUGCCGAUUUCUGUUUCAACACAGCAAAGUUGGAUCCAGAAACUGUAAUUUCUUACCCUACGAUAUUCAUGAGUGCACUUGACAAGCUCCGACAGAGGUACAAAGUUCUUGAGGCUUUGAAGGUGAAAAGUCUUCUUAAGAACGUAAAGAUCCUCCCUCGGGCGCUUGUACGGGCGGAGAGAGACUUUAUGGAGAUGUAUGUUGUUAAGCAUUUGGAUAAAAUCCCAAAUCUGAUGGACAUAUACCGGGGCAAUGUCGCAGCCGAAACCAAAUCUGUUCUAUAG